Chondrus crispus (carragheen) is the source of this 228-nucleotide messenger RNA. RefSeq lists its product as hypothetical. The record is from RefSeq and is a predicted model, not a curated record. The coding region runs from base 1 to 228 and encodes 75 amino acids. Lineage: Eukaryota; Rhodophyta; Florideophyceae; Gigartinales; Gigartinaceae. The transcript has a single exon.
AUGCCUCCCUCUUCUGCUCCUCUCUUUCGAUACUGCAAAAAAGACCAUGCUUUGCGAAUUGAAAGCAAAAGUGCGCAGGGCCCGUUGAGUGGGUUGCACGUUUGUCCUUUGCCCUUUGUAGAUCGAAGUGUGGCUCGAGGACGUCUCUUGCUACCCCUCUGGGGCUCAAAACCUACAUCUUGUGUUCUCCAGCAAGACAAUGGCCAAAAAAACCUCAGGGCAUGUUGA